Messenger RNA from Hibiscus syriacus, 1678 nucleotides. RefSeq names its product malate dehydrogenase, chloroplastic-like. Gene Ontology annotation, cellular component: cytoplasm; mitochondrion. Gene Ontology annotation, molecular function: L-malate dehydrogenase (NAD+) activity. Bases 302 to 1540 code for a protein of 412 amino acids. Gene Ontology annotation, biological process: tricarboxylic acid cycle; malate metabolic process. The record is from RefSeq and is a predicted model, not a curated record. NCBI's taxonomy places the organism in Eukaryota, Viridiplantae, Streptophyta, Magnoliopsida, Malvales, Malvaceae. The transcript is spliced from 2 exons.
AGUGAAGAAAAAAACAAACCCGGAAUCGCCUCUUGUUGGUAGAUUCUUUGCCAUACAGCGGCGUUGUAUUCGGUACACAGGAAGAAAGAAAAAUCGAAGAAAACAUUGCCUUCAUAGCAGCAAAAUCGUCAGCAUCAGGCGCGAGUUGAAAACUCUUAGCGAUUUGUUCGAAUACCAUUGGUUGAGCUUCCUAUAAAUAUCAUAAUCGCCAAAAGAGGCUCAGCUUUUCCUUAUAUAUAUAUAUUGCUCGUGUUCCUUUUAAGCUAGUUUUUUCUCUAUAUUCAGAUAUCAAAAGAGUGUGAUGGCAGCAACAUCCGCGACUACCUUCUCGAUCGGAUCGGCCGUCUCGGUAGGAUGCAAGGGGAGCCGAUUUCCACAAACAAAACCUUCGGCUGCAUGGUUCAUUUCCCAGAAUUCACUUAUGAGUUUCGGUGGCCUCAAGGCAGCAACAUCCAUGAGUUAUGAAACAGAAGCCUCUUUCGUUGGCAAGGAAAGCAGCGCUGCUCUUCGAGGCUCGUUUACGCUGAAAGCUCGGAAGGCAAACCAGGGGUCUCGUCGUGGCCUACAGCCCAUGGCAUCGUACAAAGUGGCUAUACUUGGAGCUGGAGGAGGGAUUGGUCAGCCAUUGGCACUUCUAAUCAAGAUGUCCCCGCUAGUUUCAGCCCUGAACCUCUACGAUAUAGCUAAUGUCAAGGGAGUUGCUGCCGAUAUCAGUCACUGCAAUACUCCUUCUCACGUUCGGGAUUUCACCGGUGCUUCAGAAUUAGGGGAUUGCCUGAAAGAUGUGAAUGUCGCGGUUAUCCCUGCUGGUGUUCCCCGAAAGCCUGGUAUGACUCGUGAUGACCUCUUCAACAUCAAUGCCAACAUUGUGAAAACUUUGGUUGAAGCUGUUGCUGAUAACUGUCCCGAUGCCUUCAUCCAUAUUAUUAGCAAUCCCGUCAACUCCACCGUACCGAUUGCCGCUGAAGUUCUGAAGCAGAAGGGUGUUUACGAUCCCAAGAAGCUGUUCGGGGUCACCACAUUGGAUGUUGUCAGGGCCAACACCUUCGUUGCUCAAAAGAAAAACCUUAAGCUCAUUGAUGUGGAUGUUCCAGUUGUAGGGGGACAUGCUGGUAUCACCAUUUUACCACUGCUGUCGAAGAUGAAACCUUCUGUUAGCUUUACCGAUGAAGAAGUGGAGCAACUAACUGUCCGGAUUCAAAAUGCCGGGACUGAGGUCGUGGAGGCAAAGGCCGGUGCAGGAUCUGCCACUCUGUCCAUGGCCUAUGCAGCCGCAAGAUUUGUUGAAUCAUCACUUCGGGCUUUGGAUGGAGAUGGUGACGUCUAUGAAUGCUCUUUCGUGCAGUCUGAUCUGACUGAUCUUCCAUUCUUUGCAUCUAGGAUUAAGCUCGGAAGGAACGGGGUUGAAGCUUUGAUUCCAUCCGACCUCGUGGGAUUAUCCGAGUACGAAGAGAAGGCACUCGAAGCUCUUAAGCCGGAAUUAAAGGCCAGCAUAGAGAAGGGAAUGACAUUUGUGCACAAGCAACCGAUUACUGCUUAAAAACUCAAGUUUCCGACGCAUCGAAACUCGGCUCGAGAGAGAUAAUAAGGUCUGAUAAUUUUGUUGUGAAUCUAUACCUGCAUCAGUUGAUUUCAGUUUUGCAGAUGGAAGUUUUUUUUUCUCAGUUUUCUUUUUUCC